Molecule: messenger RNA, 599 nt
Organism: Terrapene triunguis (Three-toed box turtle)
Lineage: Eukaryota; Metazoa; Chordata; Testudines; Emydidae
Product: programmed cell death protein 4-like
Exons: 4
Biological process (GO): negative regulation of DNA-templated transcription
Cellular component (GO): nucleus; cytosol
Source: RefSeq, a predicted model, not a curated record
UAUGUAAAUAAUUUUGUAACACAACCUUUGCUUUAUAGAGCUGCAUUGGACCGAGCUACUGUGCUGUUGAGUAUGAAAAAAGGUGGAAAGCGUAUAGAAAGCGUAUGGGGGUCAGGUGGCGGACAGCAAUCUGUAAAACAUCUUGUUAAAGAGAUUGAUAUGUUGCUGAAGGAGUACCUACUUUCUGGAGAUGUAUCAGAAGCUGAGCGUUGCCUUCAGGAACUAGAAGUGCCUCAUUUUCACCAUGAACUUGUAUAUGAAGCAAUUGUGAUGGUUUUAGAAUCAACUGGAGAAACAACCUUUAAAAUGAUCCUUGAUUUGUUGAAAUCCCUCUGGACGUCUACUGUCAUUACUCUGGACCAAAUGAAAAGAGGUUAUGAACGAGUUUACCGUGAAAUCCCAGAUAUUAACCUGGAUGUGCCACAUUCAUACUCUAUGCUUGAGCGGUUUGUAGAGGAAUGCUUUCAGGCCGGAAUCAUUUCCAAACCACUGAGAGACCUCUGUCCUUCAAGGUACUUUUCGUAUAAUUAUAAACAGAGCUGGUAUAUUAAGUUUGCCUGACAUUUCCCAUUAUAAGACCCUGUCUUCAGUUGCUUAGA